Plasmodium yoelii is the source of this 2043-nucleotide messenger RNA. RefSeq lists its product as uncharacterized. The record is from RefSeq and is a predicted model, not a curated record. The transcript has a single exon. NCBI's taxonomy places the organism in Eukaryota, Apicomplexa, Aconoidasida, Haemosporida, Plasmodiidae. Bases 1 to 2043 code for a protein of 680 amino acids.
AUGUUAAAUCAAAAUGGUAAUAAAUCAUCUACUUCCGCCGAUAUGCCAGAUUAUAACUUGAGUAAUAAAGAAAAUAUAGAAAAUAAAUAUAUUAAUGAAAAUUUACCUAAUAUUAUAGGGCAUGAUAAUCUACCUAAUAUUAUAGAACAUGAUAAUCUACCUAAUAUUAUAGGGCAUGAUAAUAUAAAUAAAAAAAAUGAUAGAUAUUCUUCAAAAACAUUUAUUUCAGAUAAUUCAACAAAUGGAUCAAUAUCAAAUAAAAAUAGCACUGAUGAUUCCUAUUCACAAAAAUCAAAUUACAAUAUAGUAAUAAAUUCUCAUAAUAGUAAUGAUUCAUAUAAUGAAAGAACGAAAUAUAAUAAAAAAAAAAGUUUUUUUAGUGACUAUAAUGUAGUUCCAAAUCAUUCCCCAUUUUUUGAUGAUAACAAAAAUCGAAUAUCGAAAGAAACUAGUAAUAACAUUUUUUCAGGAAAUUCAAAUUGUGAAAAUAAAAAUAGUUGUAAUAUUACCAAUGAUGUUUAUAAAGACACACAUUAUAAUAUUAUUAGUGCAAAUAAUAAUCAUUCAGAAAACGACAUUUUAUAUCAAAAGGAAAAAACUUAUUUAAAUCGAAAUGAUAAGGAUCAUGGAUAUGACAAUAACUAUUCUUAUAACCCCCCAAAAAAUAAUACAAACAAAAAUGGUCAUGAAAAUAGCUUAAAUAAUUAUAAGCUGACCAAUAAUAAUAAUAAUAAAAUAUAUAUAGAAGAAACAAAUGUAACAUAUGAUGGAGAGAAAAGACCAAGCAAUGUAUCUGAAAUGUACAAUCUUCGUGAUGAUAAACAUGUAAAUAAUUUAAAUAAUGAUUACUUAAAAAAAAAUUAUAUAUACAAAAGUUUGUGUAUGAAUAGAGAAAAAACAAUGGGACAUACAAAAAUAUUUGAUUAUGUUGAAUGCAAAAGUGGUGACGAAAAUAAUAAUAUAUCUAAACAUAAAAAUAAAAAUAGUGAAUUUAUUCCUAAAUAUAAAAAUUUAACAGCAAAGGAAAUACAUUAUAAUAGUUUAUCUGGAAAUGAUAAUAUAACUGUUUUAGAAGCAAACAAAAUAAAACUUGAUAUAAAUAAAAUUUCGAAUAAAAAUAUAGAUCCAUUACCUGAUGUAUACCCAUUUAAAUUGUCAAAAGAGUAUUGUAAAAAUGAAGUAAAAUUAGAAAAGUUAUAUCCAGCUAAUUAUAAGUAUAUAAAUAAUUAUAAUAAAAAUAAUGCAAAUAUAUCAAUAGAAGAACGAAGAAAUAAUAUGCAUUCAAGUCAUAUAUUUGAUUAUGAUUGUGAUGAUAAUAAAAAUCAGACAAAAAAUGAAAAUUAUAGAAAUACAAAUACGAUACUACCCCAUACAUAUAAUACUACUAAUAAUAAUAAUAUAUCAAAUGAUGAUAAAAAUGCAGAAAAAAAUGAAAAUAGAAAAAAAUAUCCACUUUAUAGUGAUUUAUUUGGAAGAACGACACCAAAUAUAAAUAAAACUAUCCCAUGUGAAAAAAUAAUGCCAACUACAAUGAAUUCAAAUUGGAUGUAUUGUCCAAUAAAUAAUAAAAGAUAUUCAGGUGAAACAACACAAAAUUCAGAUUAUCUUAAAUGCCCUGGUAAAACUAAUUUUCAUAGAAAAUCAUAUUUUCAUAAUGAUGGAUAUGAUUGUCGAAAAAAACUUCAAGAAGCUAUAGGCAAAGGUUCAAAAGCAUCAUUUCAAAUGCAUUUGCAAUCUUUUAUAAAUCCAAUAAAUAAUGAUGAUAUUGAUAAUUAUUAUAAUAAUAAUAAUCAUGGAAAUGUGCAAGUUACAUAUUUGCAUUUACAAAAUAUAAAAGAUUCUAUAACUGAUGAUCAAAUAAAAACAGCUAUCAAACAAAGUGGCUCCUACAUAGUUAGUUAUGAACCGGAAUUUGAUAUUUUUUCAAAUAAACGAAAAAGUAAUGCAAAAUUAUGUAUAAGACAUCCCAAUGGAAAAGAUAAUUUGAAUAUUUUAUUUAACUUGUUCGAUGAACUUGACAUAAAGGCUCGAAUUUUGUUUUAA